UUUUGAUUUAUUGUCUCCAUAGGUCAGACUAUCCCAGCCAAAAAAUCUGCGCGUCCCUUCCUUUCCCGUGGGAUUUUUUUUUUCAACACCCUUCCCUCUUCCUGCCGUGCGAUUUUUUCUCACAUCCUUCUCCUUCUGCCCGGGAUUUCUUUUCCGAGUGCUUGUCAUCUCCCUCGUGCUCUCGAUCGGAGGAUCCCCAAAUCCGUCGACGACUGCCGCCCUCCUCUCUCUCACCUAGAAACCCGACGUCCCUGUGGAAUCGGAAACUUGGGACUCUGGUGUGCCAUCACGCUUCCAACUGAACGCCGUCUCACUUCCCAAAUGCCGAUGGCCAUUGCCGACACGCCGUCAUCGCAAUCUAUCUGACGACCAAAUCCCCCUUCUCUCCGUUUUGUUUCCCCUCAUAUUUCUAUUCUGGAUUUUUUUGACAUUGGUUCUCGUUGGUUCAUUGGGUAUCAGUAAUUAGGCCGAUUUCUUAGAUUAUAUUAAUAAUGGCAAAACGCAAGAGGACAAUUGUCAAUAUUAGUGGUACAAAAAACUCUCAAAGUCAGAAUCAAGGUUCGACUAGCCAGCCUAGAAGGAGAGGAUACACACGUAUGUCUGAGUUAUGCGAUCUAAAUGAGGGAGAGCAUGUUGUUAUCAACCUAAAUGAACUUGGACAACCAAUCGGGGUGGAAGCUACUAAUUUGUCAAAUUAUAUAGGGUCAACGGUAAGACAAUUUGAUAAUGCUCCAAUCGAUUAUGACUCUUGGCAUCAUGUACCAUCAAGCUUCAAGGAAAAGAAGAUAGCUGAACUAGAGACCAAGAAAAAUAAUGGUGUGCGACCUUCUCGUGCAAAGUUGUAUAUAGAAACUCGUACAAAGAAAGAUGGCAGUUAUGUAAACGACAAGACGGCUGAAAUUUAUGAGCUAAUGAAAGAAGGAAUGCAAGAAAUGGGAGGUUCAGAAAGUACCGAAGGACAAAGGUAUUGGAAUGAUGAUGUGUACUCCCAUGUCAAAAGGCCAGAAAAGAGAGGGAGGAUUCAUCGUGUGGGGAAAGCUCCCUCUUGUUCAAAAGAUACUUCAUCCACAUCAGUUGAGCAAGAGGGAGAGUCAACUCAUUUAAGAAACAUGGUUCAACACUUAGGGAGUGAAGUAAGUGGAUUGAAGGGGCUUGUUGCGAGCUUGAUUGCCGUUUUUCAGUCUCAAGCACAAGUAAACCCACAAAUGGCCGAGUUGAUAGAGUUAGCACAACGACAUAUCCGUAGCGAGGCAUCUGAUGCUGGUAGUACUCCAAGCCAAACUCCACAUGAAAAUAGAGAUGGUUAUUCACAUCAUGAUCAAAAUGCUACUCCUUGAAGUUGGCUUGUUGUAUUGGAAGUUCGAGAACUUGAAGUUUAACUUGUCUUAUGGAAGGACCACUUCAUAUCAUGUAUUUGAAACUUAAAUGAGACCACUAAAACUAUGUUGUUGGUGUUGGGUUAUACUUUAGUAUUGUAUUGUUGAUGGGUGUUGGAUUUUCUGGAUUACAUGAAUACUAUGACUUUUAUAUAUUAAAGCUCAAAUUGGCAGUUGAAGUCA
Elaeis guineensis (African oil palm) is the source of this 1559-nucleotide messenger RNA. RefSeq lists its product as uncharacterized. Lineage: Eukaryota; Viridiplantae; Streptophyta; Magnoliopsida; Arecales; Arecaceae. The record is from RefSeq and is a predicted model, not a curated record.